This is a messenger RNA of Limanda limanda (common dab), 3492 nucleotides long. It is a transcript of the gene ikzf5, whose product is annotated as IKAROS family zinc finger 5. Lineage: Eukaryota; Metazoa; Chordata; Actinopteri; Pleuronectiformes; Pleuronectidae. Gene Ontology annotation, molecular function: RNA polymerase II cis-regulatory region sequence-specific DNA binding; DNA-binding transcription activator activity, RNA polymerase II-specific. Bases 404 to 1669 code for a protein of 421 amino acids. The transcript is spliced from 4 exons. The record is from RefSeq and is a predicted model, not a curated record. Gene Ontology annotation, cellular component: nucleus. Gene Ontology annotation, biological process: regulation of transcription by RNA polymerase II.
UAUUGUUUUGAUUUCUCAGGUUGUGUUUCCGUUACACUCGUAGCUAUUGUGUCGACGUCAGAGACAUUUUUUAAAACCAGCAGUUCUCUCGAUGGUUUUGUGUUUUUAUCUCAGACCCGUACGUGACACAUUAGAAUGACGGCGUGGACCAGAUAACGAGCUUCCUGUCGAUAAAGAUGAUUUCUCCGAGAUAAGCUAACUUUAGCCGCUCGGCUAACGCAGCGUACGUAGCUUCGGUUCCAACAUGACGGGGACGAGGAGCUGUGUGUAGCGGGGACCGAGCUCCCACCGGACCGCACUGGGAUCCUGUUCUUCGGACACUGGUUCCCAGCACUGUAUUGGAAGUGAGCGAAAGUGUUUAACAUCGAGACGGCGAACAGUGUCGGGCCCUCUCUCUCUCUCGAUGGGUGAGGAAAAGCCAGACACGCUGGACUUUGUGAAGGACUUCCAGGAGUAUCUGAGCCAGCAGACCCAGCAUGUCAACAUGAUAUCCGGCUCCGUCAGUGGCGUGAAGGAUGCGGACGAGCUGCCGGCAGACUGCAGUCAGAAUGGCUUGGACCACCCCACAGUGGACAUGUCCCUGGAGGACAGUUCAGGGAUCCUCGUGGACGGCUUCGAGAGGACCUACGACGGCAAGCUCAAGUGCCGCUACUGCAACUACGCCACCAGAGGCACUGCACGACUCAUCGAGCACAUCCGAAUUCACACAGGAGAGAAGCCGCACCGCUGCCACCUCUGCCCAUUUGCCUCGGCCUACGAGCGCCACCUGGAGGCCCACAUGCGGUCGCACACGGGCGAGAAGCCGUACAAGUGUGAGCUGUGCUCCUUCCGCUGCAGUGACCGGAGCAACUUGUCGCACCACCGCCGCAGACGCCACAAACUCCUCCCGAUGAAAGGCGCUCGCUCACUCUCCCACAAGAAGAUGCUGAGUGUUUUACAGAAGAAGGCCAGCUCUCUGGGUUAUGGUCGCCGGCUGCUCAUCAACUUCAGCCCCCCGUCUAUGGUGGUGCACAAGGCGGAUAAUGUGAAUGACUUCUCUCACGAGCUGCCCCACUUACGUCAGGAGACCUAUGGUAAUCAGAGCGGCGUAGUCGAGGAAGGGCUCGCCACUAAUCAAAAUCAUAUUCCCCACAAUAUGAUUAUGGAUAACCCCCUGAACCAGCUGUCCACACUCGCAGGCCAGUUGGCCAGCCUCCCGUCAGAGUCCCAGGCCCUGACUCAACCUCCCCUGUCCCCAGGAGCAGAAUCCAUCGUCGAUGAGAAGCCAUUCCUCCUCCAGCCGCCCCACCUUUCCACAGCUCCUGGAGAUGUCACAGCCGGCGUGGCUCGCGCCUCAUCCCCAAUCACCCCAGAGCCCCGGGCUCCCCCCCACAGCAGCUGCAGCCCUGGAGGAGGACUCUGCAGCGAGCACAGUGGUCGCACCAGUACGCCCAGUGUCUCCAACAGCCAGCCCAGUACGCCAGCCCCAGGCCUGUCCGCCCCCCUCCAGGAGCACCACACGCUGCAUCACUGCCAGCACUGUGACAUCUACUUCCCCGACAACAUCCUCUACACAAUCCACAUGGGCUGCCAUGGCUACGAGAACCCAUUUCAGUGCAACAUCUGCGGCUACAAGUGCAAGAGCAAGUAUGACUUCGCCUGCCACUUUGCCCGCGGGCAGCACAAGUGACGGAUGGACGAGGAAACAUUUGAGCGAACUUUCAACAGACAGCUUUGUUUUUAUUAAUUCCACAGUAACUUUAUUUAUUGGUCUUUUACUUGGCCUUGAUGUAGCCUAGCCUUUGACCGUUAUACUUAUACAGGAAAAUGGCAAAUUCAGAUGGUUCCUUUUUGUAUAAUUAAAGGUGCCCAUUCAAGUGUAUUAUUAAGGGAUGAUCAGUGUUUUCGUAAAGGUUGAGAAUUUAUUUGUGGUGAUGGAGAGAGUCAUAUUCGUGGGAAACCGGGAAAACAACUAAUACACUAUUUAAUGAUUAGGUAACCAAUUCAGAACAUUAGUUGACUUUUUUUGACAUAGCUCAAAAAAAUAAUGCUCUGUUGCAGCUUCCCUGAAGUACGUGAUCUUAACCGAUUGCAUGACUUAUACAAUUUGUCUUCAAAAGGAAAUGCAUUCACUCACAAUGAUGCGAUCCGAUAGCAGAUCAUUAACCGAUUUACAGAUUAUUUGUAUUUUUGAUUGAAAACCAGGGACUGCUAAUUGUAUACCUUAUACCUUAUUAGAAUCAGGAUUGUCCAAACACAAAUCAUCCCUUUCAAGGGAUGUCACCAAUGCAAAGGGCUAUUGUUUUUUUUCUAGUUGCUAGGUGGAAUCUUUUUAUCGACUGAAACCCUGACAUCACCUCCCAGAGGAAACAUGACUGUAGCUCACCUGUGCCUGUCAAGAGAGUGAAGUGGGAGGUUCACUUUCAGAUACACAAACAAAGGGGAAAUCUGACUGGACCAUUCAAAUAAAUUCUCAACCCUCCCGGACCUAUAGAUAAAUAUUUCUCCAAUGCUUCUCACACAGGAGCCAAACUGUCAGACUUGAGUUACUAACUUAAGCCUUGUUGAAGUUUUUCAGUGCUUGGUGCAUUAAUACUAUUUCUUUGCAGUGCCUGACAAAGUCACCUUUCUUGUGUGUCCAAGAUAAAGAUGACUGUUACUUUUAAGAUUAUUAUUACACAUACCUCUUCUUACUGUAACCGAUAGGCCCAGAACCUUAGAAAAAAUAAGUUUGGCCGUCGCUCUCUAUGGCGGCCGUGACUAUUUUUCUUUCUUUUUGCCAAAAUUUUGCUCAAUAAAUGCUGCUAAUAAACUUUAAAAUCAUCUGUGCCAGCUGUACAACACAGGUGACACCCACGUUACCACCUGGCCAAACUUUGUACCAGUGAUUCUGGUCAGCCAGCAUAGUUGUUCAACUACAUUUUACUGACGUAUUGUUUUGAAGUUCCUCCACACACUUUGAAUCAUGUUACAUUCUGAUCUUUUGAUAUUGUAUGAAGUCACUUUAAUAUCCAGUAUCUCCAUGUUUAGGACAGAAUCACCAAGUCUUGUGUCUCAUGUGAUCACUUUUUUCAGAAUUGCCACGUAGCACUGGGAAUACCACGUUUUAGCCUUUGUGAGAUUCCCCCAUUUAUCAUAUGGAUCCCAGUGCUUUUCUGAAUAUUUACUGAGUAUUGUAUUGAUUGGUUGGAUUGAUGUUCAGUGUCAAAAAAGCAAAACCAUGUUGCAGUAAGACUGCUUCUUUAGCAAGAUUGUUCUUUGUCUCGGGUACUGUUGUCUGUUGCUUAGCAACAUGCGUGGAGAUCAUAGUUACUGUUUGUAGGACCCCCCCUCUCUGUCACCAUGCUAACCAGUAAUACGAGCAUCCAGUAAUGACUGCCUAAUGCGCUCUGUGUGUUGUAGGUUCUUAGGUGAAUGUUGAAGCCUCUUGGCAAUCACUCUCCCUCUGGGAUGGCAAAUCAUUUUAAUGUGAGAUAGAUAAACUAAUUUAUAAGUAAAGUGUUUUCUAACUGA